AUGAUUCGUUCUUAUACAAAGGCCAUGCAGACGUCGGUGACAUGGUUCGUGUGCCUACUGCUGUUGGUGAAUCGAUCAGUUUCGGGAUACACGAUCGACGAACAUCGUGCCGAGGACUACGAAGGCGACCAGAAAGAGAGUAAACUGCGAGAUAUAAAACCGGAGUCAGUGUUAAUGGGCAUCGCCAAGACGUUGAUCGGUGGCAAAACGGGAGCGGCCAGUGGUCAAAACCACUACUGUAUAGAUCGUGAUGUGUACCAGAGGUCAGCCCGGGGUUUCUGCAAACUGUCCUCUCUGACCACUUUGUCCAGUCCCUGUAAAUUUUUCAAGAUGGCCAACGGAUUUUGCGAUCUUCCUGACAUCUUGGCUAGUAUUAAAAAAAAAUUAUAA
Molecule: messenger RNA, 390 nt
Organism: Macrosiphum euphorbiae (potato aphid)
Lineage: Eukaryota; Metazoa; Arthropoda; Insecta; Hemiptera; Aphididae
Source: the annotation of a GenBank genome assembly